Piliocolobus tephrosceles (Ugandan red Colobus) is the source of this 2198-nucleotide messenger RNA. Its product is annotated as putative EP400-like protein. NCBI's taxonomy places the organism in Eukaryota, Metazoa, Chordata, Mammalia, Primates, Cercopithecidae. Gene Ontology annotation, molecular function: chromatin binding. Bases 161 to 1396 code for a protein of 411 amino acids. The record is from RefSeq and is a predicted model, not a curated record. Gene Ontology annotation, cellular component: Swr1 complex; NuA4 histone acetyltransferase complex. The transcript has 5 exons. Gene Ontology annotation, biological process: DNA repair.
GGCCGGCUCCCGCACCUGCGCAGUGGCUCCGCGUCUGCCGGCCGGUUUGGUCGGUUGUGGUGGCGUCGCCGCCCAGUCGGCAGUCGCAGCGCUCACCCGCGCCGGGAGCCCUUGGCCGCGUCGCCCGGCAGCCGCGGGAGCAUUUCCUGAAGACGCGGCCAUGCAGCACAUCAGCAGCUCCCAGAGCAGCCAGCACCACGUCCCGUGGCCCAGGGCCUGCCCCGGCACGGGCGAGGAGCAGCCAGCAUGCUCCCAGCCAGCCCCGCCCCUCACGCUGCCAUCCCCCAGCCACCAACUGCAGCAGCUGAUGGAUGGGUCAGGACUCACCCAGAUCGCCCAGGGAGCCCAGGUUCAGCUCCAGCACCCGGGUACGCCCAUCACAGUCCGAAAGCGGAGACCCUCCCAGCCCCACACACAGUCAGGGGGCACCAUCCACUUGGGACCCCAGAGCCCUGCAGCCGCGGGUGGGACUGGCCUGCAGCCCCUGGCCAGCCCAAGCCACAUCACCACGGCUAACUUGCCACCACAGAUCAGCAGCAUCAUCCAGGGCCAGCUGGUCCAGCAGCAGCAGGUGCUGCAGGGGCCGCCGCUGUCCUGGCCCCUGGGCUUCGAGAGGACGCCUGGCGUGCUGCUCCCCGGGGCUGGGGGCGCAGCGGGGUUUGGGAUGACGUCCCCACCCCCGCCCACCAGCCCUUCCAGGACUGCCGUGCCCCCAGGCCUUUCCAGCCUCCCACUCACGUCUGUGGGGAACGCGGGAGUGAAGAAGGCUCCCAAGAAGUUAGAGGAGAUUCCCCCAGCCUCUCCGGAGAUGGUGCAGAUGAGGAAGCAGUGCCUGGACUAUCAUUACCAGGAGAUGCAGGCUCUGAAGGAGGUCUUCAAGGAGUAUUUGAUUGAACUGUUUUUCUUGCAACACUUUCAAGGGAACAUGAUGGAUUUCUUAGCUUUCAAGGAGAGACUGUAUGGACCAUUACAAGCAUAUCUUAGGCAGAAUGAUUUGGACAUUGAAGAGGAGGAGGAGGAGCACUUUGAAGUCAUUAAUGAUGAGGUAAAGGUUGUGGUCAGAAAGCACGGGCAGCCUGGGACUCCUGUUGCCAUAGCAACCCAGCUUCCCCCGAGGACUUCCGCGGCUUUUCCAGCCCAGCAGCAGCCGCUCCAGGUCUUGGCUCCACGGCCCGCCUCGGAGAGCCCUUUGCCGACCCUGUGCCCGCCCUGCGCCGCCCUGUUUGCUCUCCCUGGUCCUCAGAGCGCCCACUCCCGUCAGGUCGCCUGUGUCUGUGCCUCCCUGAGGACGGCAGGGCCUGGCGUGCCCCGCGCUCCGCUCUGCCCUGGGGACAGAAGGUGGUCAGGGAAGGUGGUCCCGUGUCCUCAGGCAGAGUCACCUUGCAGAUGGUGCUGAGGUGGAGAAGCCGCGCCGCUGCUGCAACAGAGUGGGCGCUUCUGACCGCGCCCUCUCGAGGAGGGUUGGUGGCCGAGGCCGCGCCAUGUGCACGCCGCCAGGCAGGUGGUCGUCAAGGCCUUCAGGCUGCAGCUGCUGGGCAGGGUGUGAGCCAGGAGCUUUGCAGCUGGGGGAGGGCAGGUGGGCCGGGCCUCGGCAGGCCUGGGGAGUCACCAUCCAGGAGUACCGAGCCCCAGAGCAGAGGGCACGGCCAUCGCCUUCUCCCAGCGUGGGGGCUGUGAGGCGAGGUGUGCGAUCACCAGAGGAGGAAAAGCGCGCCCAGGGGCGGGAACCCUCCAAUCACAGGUCAGCACAGAGGCGGGCGCCCUCCAGUCACAGGCCGGGGCCCUCCAAUCACAGGGCAGCAGAGAGGCAGGCAUCCUCCAAUCACAGGCCGUGGCAUUGGCUGCCCUCACCUGCCGCUGAGGAAGGAGGUCCGUUCAAGACCAUGGCCCUGGAAAGGAAUGGUGGGGCCAGCUUGAUAGUUUAGCCGUUGCCUAGAUUCUACAGAUUGCUAUUUUUUUUCUUUUGCUUGUAAAAUGUAAAAUCAAAUCUUUUAUAUUGGCUAUUUUUAGGACUGGAACAACUACUGUAAAAAUGAUUUUUUAAAAACCUGUGCUGGAAGGGUGCGGCGGCUCAGCCUGGAAUCCCAGCACUUUGGGAGGCCGAGGCGAGUGGAUCACCUGAGGUCAGGAGUUCGAGACCAGCCUGGCCAACAUGCAGAAAUGCCGUCUCUACAAAACAUACAAAAAUUAGCCGGAUG